UUAAAAACAUUGGAUCUUUCUAGAAAUAAGUUGAGUGGAAAGAUCCCAGAAGGUUUCACAUUGCCAUUUCAAAUGGAGCAGUUGUCACUUGAGUCUAACUCUUUAGAAGGUGGUGUUCCAAAAUCAUUUGGGAGUAUAUGUACUUUGCGCUCAUUGGAUUUGUCCUUUAAUAAGUUGAGCGAAGAUCUGACAAUCAUAUUUAAUCAUUUGUCUGGAUGUUCUAAAUACUCUUUACAACAUUUAGAUUUGAGCUAUAAUCAAAUUAGUGGUACUUUGCCCAAUACCCUCCCAGAGUACCCAUCAUUAAAAGGAUUAUACCUUGGUAGUAACAAGUUAAAUGGGACACUUUCUGAAGAUAUUCAAUUUCCAUCUGAUCUUGAAGUUCUCUCUUUGAUGUCAAAUUCUUUAAAAGGUGUGAUAACUCACUCUCAUUUUUCUAAUAUGUUCAAGUUAAAGGCAUUGGACUUAUCAAAUAACUUUUUGGUGGUGGAAUUUAGUCAAAAUUGGGCUCCAUAUUUUCAAUUGGUUGAUAUUGGAUUGAGAUCUUGCAAGUUAGGUCCAUUAUUUCCAAAAUGGUUAGAGACACAAAAGGAAUUUCAAUUCCUUGACAUUUCAAAUAAUGGAAUAUCGGAUAUGGUUCCAGAAUGGUUUUGGACUAAAUUUGCAUUGCAAGAGUGGUUCAUUAUCAAUAUUUCAUGCAAUCACCUACAAGGUACGAUUCCAAAUUUGCCACUACAAAAUCGUUAUUAUUCUCUAAGUCUUGGAUCAAAUCAAUUUGAAGGUAAUGUUCCACCUUUUUUACGAGACUCAACACAUCUUGAUUUAUCUAACAACAAAUUUUCAGAUUGUUUGUUGUUUUUAUGUUCAAGUGGUGUAGCUAGAGCUUUAUACCAAUUAGACCUUUCAAACAAUCAAUUUUCUGGACAAAUUCCAGAUUGUUGGACCCAUUUUAAGUCAUUAAUAUUUUUAAAUAUUAGUCAGAACAAAUUUUCUGGAAAGAUUCCUACUUCAAUAGGAUCACUCCUUGAUCUUCAAGUAUUGUUAUUGAGAAAUAAUACCUUAAGAGGAGAGAUCCCUUUCUCCUUAAGGAAUUGUACAAAGUUACUGAUGCUAGAUAUGGCAGAAAAUAGAUUAUCAGGAUCUAUCCCAGAUUGGAUCGGGAGCAAAUUGCUUGAGUUGCAAUUUUUAAGUUUGGGGAGCAAUUUCUUAUGUGGAAGUUUACCAUUACAAAUUUGCUAUCUAAAAAACAUUCAUAUAUUGGAUCUCUCUCUAAACAAUCUAUCUGGACAAAUUCCUAAAUGCAUUAAAAAUUACUCCUCAAUGACUCAAAUAACUUCUUUGAUAGAUCAUCAACGUUAUUGGUAUUUGAUGAACAACACCUUUGGGGUAGCUCAUAAUUCAUAUGAUUUGAAUACAUUCUUGAUGUGGAAAGGUUCAAAACAGAUGUUCACAAAUAAUGGAUUAUCACUUUUAAAAAGCAUUGAUCUCUCAAGCAAUCAACUCUCAGGAGAAAUUCCAGAAGAAAUGGAGGAUUUAUUUGAUUUGAUUUCACUGAAUUUAUCAAGAAAUAAUUUGAUAGGAAAAAUUCCAUCAAAUAUUGGAAAGUUAACAUCACUUGAAUUUCUUGAUUUGUCAAGAAACCAAUUUGUUGGUUCAAUUCCUUUGAGUCUUGCUCAAAUUGAUCGACUCGCUUCAUUAGAUUUGUCACAUAAUUAUUUAUCUGGAAAAAUUCCAACUGGCACACAGUUACAAAGUUUUGAUGCAUCAAGAUAUGAAGAUAAUGUGGAUCUUUGUGGACUACCAUUAGAGAAAUUGUGUAUUGAUAGAGUGCCAAGACAAAAAUCGAUUGUUGAAUUUCAAGAAGAUGACAAUUUGAUUUUCAAUCGUGGGUUUUACAUAAGUAUGACAAUUGGAUUUGUUAUUAGCUUUUGGGGAGUAUUUGGCUCAAUCUUACUGAUACGUUCUUGGCGUCAUGCAUAUUUCAAGUUCUUAAGUAAUUUAGCAAACACUCUUUAUGUCAUGGCAGCAGUGAAAGUAUUCAAGAAGUUUUCUAGAGCAUAGCAGAGGAAAUCUGGAUUAUUAUAGGUGUGAAGUAGUGUGAGUGAAGAAAUGGAAUUAUUGUUGAAGAUCGAAAAAACAGAGAAAAGAGCUACUUCACUUGAAUUUGGAGAAAGAUAACUGAGGAAGGUUUUAUUAGAUUUAUUUUCUUUAAAACUUUCUUUCUUGUCUAUUUUUAUUUUGUAAUAAGUUUUUGAAAACAAUUGGGCUUGGGGGAGCCCAUUGCAGUUGGGCUUAGCCUUUCAAUCUGAGUUUAUUACAUGUGAGUUGUUUAUAAUAAAAUGACUUGAUGAAUGUUCAAA
Molecule: messenger RNA, 2360 nt
Organism: Vigna unguiculata (cowpea)
Lineage: Eukaryota; Viridiplantae; Streptophyta; Magnoliopsida; Fabales; Fabaceae
Product: receptor-like protein EIX2
Molecular function (GO): protein binding
Source: RefSeq, a predicted model, not a curated record